GCGAAGCAAGGAUAUGUUGUCUAUCGUAUCCGUGUACGCCGAGGAGGUCGCAAACGCCCUGUGCCCAAAGGUGCUACAUAUGGUAAACCUGUUCAUCAGGGUGUAAAUCAGCUCAAAUAUCAACGUUCUCUUAGAGCAACUGCUGAAGAACGUGUUGGCCGUAAAUGUAGCAAUUUACGUGUUUUGAAUUCGUAUUGGGUUAAUCAGGACUCCACAUACAAAUAUUAUGAAGUAAUUCUUGUUGAUCCUAACCACAAAGCAGUUCGCCGUGAUCCGAAAAUCAAUUGGAUUGUUUCCUCUAAACAUAAACAUCGUGAAGCACGUGGUCUUACCGGUAUCGGUAAGAAGAAUCGCGGCAUAGGAAAAGGUCACCGCUAUAGCAAGACAAGGGGUGGAGGUCGUUACGCUAAUUGGCUCCGUCAUAAUACACUCUCUCUUCGCCGUUAUCGUUAG
Molecule: messenger RNA, 453 nt
Organism: Dentiscutata erythropus
Lineage: Eukaryota; Fungi; Glomeromycota; Glomeromycetes; Diversisporales; Gigasporaceae
Source: the annotation of a GenBank genome assembly